CAAGAUUUUGUGUCCCUGGUACUUUUGGGUUCACUUCAUAAUUAUUUUGUAGCUUUUGAAGAAUUUCUCAAGAUUGUGUUCGAUUAUUUAUGUUUGGUGUUUAAUUAACUACCUGCGAUAGACGUAAUAUCACGUUUUAUCGUGUGUGCCUUUGGCGUUGCAGCCCAGCCCUGGCUAAAAACGCUGCAUUUUUGUUUACACGCAGUCAAGCAAAACUUUCCCAUUUUGUAUUCGCUACAAAUUCGUUUGAAUGCAAUGAAACUGGAUAAUUAUCGUUUGAUCGUCGAGGUGGGACGAAGACGUGCGCUAUGGGACUCCACCAUGCAGUUGUCACAACGCAAAGAUGUGGGCAACAUGCAAUGGGACGAGGUGGCUUCUAUUAUGGGAACUGAUGUGAGCACUUGCAAGAAGCGCUUCAAGGGAUUGCGCGACAGCUAUCGCGCCGAAGUGCGCAAAAUACAGCGGCGAAGUAUUGAUCACUCCAACUGGCCUUACUUUCGACCUCUGGAAUUCCUGCGCAAUAUUUUCGAUCCUGAUCAAAUGGUUCCAUUUGCACCUUUGCCUUUUAACAUUGACAGCGAUUGCAAUGAGAGCGCUGAUCUGCAGAAACUCGAUGAUUUUGUCAUAGAUGUGGACAACGAUGAUUCGUUUGACUUUGAGAUCAUGGGUGAUAUUUUCAAGCGAGAAACUUCCGACGCUACAGGCCCUGACUCGGGUUCCGAUAUGUCAUCAGUAGCCAAGCACAACAACUACGAUAUGUCCACUGCAUUGUCUCACAAUCGAUCAGAUAUGCAUACCUCACCCGGAUUGUUAUCACCACUGCCAAAAGCGCCGACAGCGAAGCGGACGCGAUAUCGCAGGAAUUCCGCAGAUGCAUACAGGUGUGCGAAUGGCCGAGCGACGUCCCCAGCCCCAGUCCAAAAAACAACAUCAGCUGUUGCUGCUGCUGCCGAUGUGGCUAAAGAUGAUGCGGAUCAUAACUUUCUUGUCAGUCUGCUGCCGCAUAUGAAAACGCUGUCGACGCUGAACAAUAUGAAAUUCCGCACAGAAGUUAGUCGUUUACUAAUGGAGCUCAAUCAGCAGGAUAUGCAGCGGGAAACCAUCCAACAGAGUUCGCCAAGUUUGCCCAAAUUAAUCCCAGCACCAGCGUCAACUAAUCAUGGCUUUCAUCAGCAGGCUAACUCUAAGUACAAUGGGAACAACACACAAACUAAUGGCAGCAUUUAUGCUGCUCAGUGUUCCAUUAUAGAGUGUGAUGUUAAGAUAGAGAAUGAGCCUUUAUUUUAAGAGAUCAGAAUUUUAUUGUAUAUACAAUUGUAUACAUCUCAUAGUAGUAACAGUUAUUAAUUGGCUUCAUCCAAAAGUAAUUUACAUUAACAUUUAUAUUACAAAGAUCCCCGCAAAAACAUUCUUAUAUACACUAUCGUAUCCAUCAUAUUUGUAGUCACAAAUAUAAGAUUGCAUCUUUAUCUUUUCGAAUAGCUAUAAGUGUUAGACUUUUACAGUUCUUAGUGUAAAAUU
This is a messenger RNA of Drosophila nasuta, 1521 nucleotides long. RefSeq lists its product as uncharacterized. The record is from RefSeq and is a predicted model, not a curated record. The transcript has 2 exons. Gene Ontology annotation, biological process: regulation of transcription by RNA polymerase II. Gene Ontology annotation, cellular component: transcription regulator complex; nucleus. Gene Ontology annotation, molecular function: DNA binding. Bases 256 to 1287 code for a protein of 343 amino acids. NCBI's taxonomy places the organism in Eukaryota, Metazoa, Arthropoda, Insecta, Diptera, Drosophilidae.